This is a messenger RNA of Nicotiana attenuata, 748 nucleotides long. RefSeq names its product zinc finger protein 2. The record is from RefSeq and is a predicted model, not a curated record. Gene Ontology annotation, biological process: negative regulation of abscisic acid-activated signaling pathway. The transcript has a single exon. The coding region runs from base 106 to 564 and encodes 152 amino acids. Lineage: Eukaryota; Viridiplantae; Streptophyta; Magnoliopsida; Solanales; Solanaceae.
UCAUUUCCAAAAAUCCUAAGUUCAACUCACCAAUUACACUUAUAUAAGCAGCUACUCACAAAAGAACCCUAUAUCCACUUCUUCUUCGUCUUCUUCUUUAGAGCCAUGAGUUACGAACCAAACACGGCCUUAAAUCUAAGCUUAUCAAGAAAUGAACUUAGCUUUGACCUUUUAUUCGAUCAAUCUUCAUCUUCUUCCUCAUCAUCGCCGUUAAGUCCAGCCGAUCAGCCGCGUGUUUUCUCGUGCAACUAUUGUAGAAGAAAGUUCUAUAGCUCACAAGCCCUAGGAGGGCACCAAAAUGCCCAUAAACUUGAAAGAACCCUAGCCAAGAAAAGCCGGGAGCUGAGUUCGUCCCUGCGCCCUCAUUCCGGUUGGUCAACUAACCGGAACAGUGGCUCGGACCCUACUAGCCCGAGCCACGGUCAUCAUGGACAUGUGGCUAGGUUUGUUACUACUGAAUUGAGCUAUGGAAGAAGAGAGUUAAUGAGUUAUGGCUCUAGAAAAAAUGGUGAGAAUGUUGUUCAAGAGGAUUUUGGCCAGCUUGAUUUGUCUCUAAGGCUUUGAUAUCACUACUUUUUUUUAAAUCCUUUUUAUUGGUUAUAUUUUAUUUUUACAUCAAGAAAUUGUUGUAAUUUUAGCAGCGUCCUUUUGACCCUACUUUCAGGUGGUUUUCUACUCUGAUAAGGUUCUUAUUAACAAAAGGAUGAGAAAUCUAUAAUAUUAAUUGAAAAAAAUUUAAAAGGUCUCU